Messenger RNA from Vigna umbellata (rice bean), 1415 nucleotides. RefSeq names its product hydroxyethylthiazole kinase family protein. Gene Ontology annotation, molecular function: ATP binding; hydroxyethylthiazole kinase activity; magnesium ion binding. Gene Ontology annotation, biological process: thiamine biosynthetic process. The record is from RefSeq and is a predicted model, not a curated record. NCBI's taxonomy places the organism in Eukaryota, Viridiplantae, Streptophyta, Magnoliopsida, Fabales, Fabaceae.
UUUAGUUCAUUCAAGAGAAAACCACCUAUUCACAUUUUGUAUUGUGUAGUAAUUUCUGCCUUUUCUUCAAUUCUUCCACACACCUUCUCUAUCUUUGUCAAUGGACUCUAACCAAACCCAAUGGGGUUCUAAGGCAUGGCAUCUUCUCUCUCUGGUUCGUGCUCAAUCCCCUCUCAUCCAAUGCAUCACCAACUUCGUCUCCAUGGACAUCGUCGCCAACACCCUCCUCUCCGCCGGCGCCUCCCCCGCCAUGCUCCACGCCGUCGAGGAGCUCCCUGACUUCACUCCCCGCGCCGCCGCCCUCUACGUCAACGUCGGCACUCUCUCCCCCUCCUGGCUUCCCGCCAUGACGACCGCCGCCCAAAUCUGCAACACGGUCCACACGCCCUGGGUCCUGGACCCCGUCGCCGCCUCGGCCUCCGCCUUCCGCUUCGAAGCCUGCCGGGAACUGCUCCGUCUCAAGCCCACCGUCGUCAGAGGAAACGCCUCUGAGAUCAUCGCGCUCUCACUCGCUUCCGCGGAACCGAACGCCAGUGCUUCCAAGGGUGUGGACAGUGUUCACGAUUCAAUGGAUGCAGUUGAAGCAGCAAAGCUCUUAGCUCAGACAAGUGGUGCCGUAGUUGCAGUGUCAGGAGCCACUGACAUUGUGACGGAUGGAAUUCGAGUUGUUGGUGCUCACAAUGGGGUGGCCAUGAUGCAGAAAGUAACAGCAACUGGGUGUUCAGUCACUGCACUGAUUGCUGCCUUUGUUGCUGUUGACAAGAGUCAUGCUUUGGAUGCGGCAGUGUCAGCAUUAGCAGUAUUUGGCGUCGCUGGUGAGCUAGGAAUGAAGAUGGCCAAAGGUCCAGCAUCGUUGCGAAUGCACUUGAUUGAUGCACUCUAUGGACUUGAUGAAGCUGCCUUGAAUUCUCAUGUUAAUAUCACCAGUCUGUGUUAAAAAUAUGAAGAUCCUGCAUGCGAAAUGGUAAUUAUCAUAAAAUCCUUAUGUGCCAUAAUUUUCUAGGAAAAAAAUUUCACGUACAUCUCUCGAUUUCCUAUCAAUGGUAUCCAUUGAUUGAACAUGAUGAAUGUGGAUUGUUAAUUCGAUGACAUGGUGCAGCAGAGAUCCCUAUGACAACAAUCACUGGUAGCUACUUAGUAACGAUAGAAUCUUCAUAUGGUUUAAAAUAACUCACGAUUUCAAUCCUUUAUCAGUAGUAUGGUCAUCAUUUUGUAUGUAUAGGUUUUCCUGUUCAGAUUUAACUAGUAAUUUGUUUCGUGUAUAGGAUUUGAUUUGGUGGAAGACGCUUAUGAACUCCUGCUGCGUUGUUAAUCAUAUUGUCAACUGGUAGACUAGUGUAUGAAUAUGAACUAAUAAGUGACAUUUUCUUCCAUUUCAAGAUUCAUAUGCAGUAAACUCUCUUUCAUUGUCUGAA